AUGUUGAACAUCAACAUAAAGGCAGCCGUUGCACGUGCUGCAUUCAUGGUGAUCUUGCGAGAACUGACGAACAGCGUCGAUCAACAGCCGAACACGGCUGCCGCGCUCGAUGCUGGAAGGGAAUACAUCACAACCAGCGAUCUGAUCACGUAUCGCUUCACCCGACUUCCAUUCGGACUUACCUGUAGCCCCUUCCUCCUCUCUGCCACGCUGCGAGAACUUGCCACAAUGUACAAGCAUAUAUUUCCUCAAGCUACGUCCCUUGUUGAUAAGAAUAUGUACAUGGAUGAUUUCGCUGCCGGUGCUGAGGACGACGACGGAGUGAUCAACCUGUACAAUGAAGUGACUUCGCUCAUGGGACGAAUUCGUCUACCAAUGGCAAAGUGGGCUACGAACUCGCAGCCUUUGAUGGAACUAUGGAAGACAGAGGGCCUAGUAAUCAAUAUGGAAACGCAGGUAUUAGGGACACAUUGGAAUACAAGAACCGACACGUUCACCGUGGAUCGUAAAAACGUCACGAACAAUUUGAGGGAUGGUCCUGUAACCAAGCGACAGCUACUGCAAACCGCUGCAAGAUUUUACGAUUCACUGGGAUUGCUGUCACCCGUAUCUCUCAUAGCAAAAACACUUUUCCAAGACACCUGGACUAGGGGUAUAGGAUGGGAUGAGCUUUUGCCACCCGAUCUUGGCACACGAUGGCAUAGGUGGGUAUCAACCCUGCCCUCACCAUCUGAUAUACUCAUUCCCCGAUGGGUUGGUACUUCAGAUAAAGACAGUUAUGAAAUCCAUGUAUUCUGUGAUGCAUCGGAAGGAGCAUAUGGAGCGGUUCUCUAUGUUCGCACCUCCACCUGCAAUCAUUAUUCUGUCCGCUUACUUUGUAGUAAAAACAGGCUUGCGCCAGUUAAAAGGGUCACACUACCUCGAUUAGAGCUUCUGGGAGCGUUACUUGGGUCACGACUGCUACGCUAUCUUUGUGAAGCUACGAAUUUCGAUGUCAGAAACGCAUUGCUAUGGACCGAUUCAAUUAUAACCCUAGGCUGGAUACGCCACGACCCCAAUAGAUGGAAGCCUUUCGUGUCCAACCGUGUCACCGAGAUUCAUAAUCACACGAAUACAUCACAAUGGAGACACUGCCCUGGAAAGGAGAAUCCAGCGGAUCUUCUUUCGAGAGGUGUAACAGCAGACAAACUCAAGAAUUCUGAUAUCUGGUGGCACGGACCUUCUUGGCUGUCAAAGCCUGUGCAUCACUGGCCACUUGAUGCACCUACAACGGACACUCCUUUGCCGGAAGUAAGGAAAUUGAAUCAUCAGGUCCUCAUAGUGAAAACAUCGACCCCUCUUCUAGACGCUACACGGUACAGUUCCUACUGGAAGUUACUCCGAAUUACAGCGUGGGUGCUCCGCUUCAAACAAAAUAUAAGGCAGAAGGAGAAGACUUUCGGUGAAUUGACAGCUUCGGAGCUAUCAAACGCACGCCUCUACUGGUUGCAAAUUGUUCAAAGAGAACAUUUCACCAUGGAACUAGACGCAAUUCUUAAGAGCUCACCACUACCAGAAAGAUCUAAGAUAGCACGCUUCAAUCCAUUCUUGGACAACGGACUUGUUCGUCUCGGAGGACGUCUGCAGUUUGCGGAGUUAUCCAGAGAGCAGCGCCACCCAAUUCUCCUUGAUGGACAACACCACUUCUCUCGACUGCUUAUACAGCAGACACACAUUUGCCUCCACCACCUCGGAGUUCACAUCGCAACACGAACGGCGAUACCAUUUGAAGACCGUUCCUCCCAGAGAUCUGAAGCAACGCUCGCCGGCGUUCAAGCACCACCACAACGCACGCUGUAUAAUGCUUAA
This is a messenger RNA of Zootermopsis nevadensis, 1848 nucleotides long. The record is from RefSeq and is a predicted model, not a curated record. NCBI's taxonomy places the organism in Eukaryota, Metazoa, Arthropoda, Insecta, Blattodea, Termopsidae.